Molecule: messenger RNA, 1328 nt
Organism: Amoebophrya sp. A120
Lineage: Eukaryota; Dinophyceae; Syndiniales; Amoebophryaceae
Source: the annotation of a GenBank genome assembly
AGAGCACGCACCACCACGUCACUCACACUGACUCUUAGUCUUACUUACCCGUAGUUGUAUGCGAAUCUCCAUCUACCCUGAUUAUACUGUAUGUGUAAGCCCCCGGAAAAAAAUAUUCGUAGAGCCAUAGAACCGCCGUAAGUUUGACCCGAAGAUCCCCGCACUUCUGUACACGUACACGACGACCCAAAUUAUACGGCUCAUCCUCUUGUAGUUCUACCAACUUUACUACAACUACACCUUCUCCUCCUAAAGAUGAACGGUCUGAACACGAAAGGACCCCGGUCCGCGAACUCGGCCCUCACCGCCCCGUCCCGGAUGUUGCUCCCCGGUCUGGUGAUGCACCGCGCGCCCCCGAAGAAGAAGAAAACGGGGUCGCCGACCAAGGACAACGAGGCGCUGAAAACGGUGAUCGUGCACCACCACAUCUACCACCACCACUACGUGGCGCGGCAGAAGCCCACAGCGGGGUCGACCAAGCUGGAACCAGUUGAAGUGGUCCCUGUAUUGGAAGAUAUUAGCGAGGUAGUGGAGGAAGCGCCCCUUGCGUACAACGCAACAGGGUUUCCACUGCCAGGAGCGAAAAAGAAAAAAUCAUCCUCUGUGCAAAGACCGCAAGAUGCUGGUGACCACGACCACCACGACCAGCAAACAACAACCGCCUACAUAACGGAAGUGACGGAGGAAAACGAAAACGAAAACCAAACGUUGAUAGACGCGCGGCAAGCAGAACAAAUCGACCUGGCGAAGAGACAACAGCAGCAGUAUGAGCAGGCGGUGGGGAGCAGUUUGGAGGGCGCGAGCUGGAACGCGCUGACCUCCAACGCGAAAUCCGCCUCCAGCACGUCGACUACCCUGAAAAGCAUCAUCAGCCAGGAGCUGAAAGAGAUGGACGAAGAGGAAAAGAAAAGGCGGGAGGAGAAGGCAAUAAUGGCUGCAGCACAAGAAGCCGCAGAUCCUCAUGCAAAGGAGGCAGCAGUGGUUUCGGGUUCCACGACAAGCGUUCUUGGAGGUGGAGCUGCGCCAGGACCGGAUUCGUCGGGCGCAGGAGCAGCGGAUGGAAGUGCUACGGCAGCUGCCCUGGUCUCCUCAAGUUCCAAGGAGACUGUACCUACUGCUGCAGGUAAUAUGGAGGAACAACAGACGGCACCCUCCUUGACACAGACUCCCUCUGUCGUGAAACCGUUCCCGUCUCCCUACGAUGAUGCGACGGGAGGAGCAGGACUGGGAGCGCCGGCUCAAGAACCAAGUGCCUCGCAUCAAACGGCAUCUACUUCCCCAGUGCAAGUACAGCUACCUGCUUCAGGUGAGCAAGCAGCGGGUGAUGU